CUGCCCUGUGGAAGGUAGGAGGAAUCUGUUGGCACAGCGAGCCAUUGUGUUCAAUAGCUGCAUUCGUUCUUCGUCUCCCCUGCACAUGCCAUAAAAGCUUGAUGUUCCCCACUAUGUACCAAUAAAACAUUCAUUGGCAUCAAUGAAAGUUUCUACUGCAAGAAAAGCUAAUUCAGAGCAACAUGGGAGGGCAGGUGCAGAUGGAGGCAUCGUCGCAUUUUCAUUUCUCCAUUUUGAGCCUCCUGUUUUUCUUCAUCUUUCUUCCAGGAAGCCAAGGCAUGAAGUGCAAGCGUGGUUGGUUCCCUUAUGAGCAGAACUGCUAUGGAUUAUUUCCGGAACUAAAAACAUGGAACCAUGCAGAGAUAGAAUGUAUGUCAUAUGGGAGAGACAGCCAUCUUGCCUCUAUCUUCUGUCAGAGAGAAAUGGAUGCUGUGGCCACUUGGCUUACAACCAACUUUAACAUCGAUGAGCCUAUUUGGAUCGGACUAUACAACGUGGGCAGCAAGCAAAAGAAGCGUUGGAGGUGGUCAGACAUGUCUUCAGCCAACUACAUCCCCUGGGGACGUGGCGAAUCCAGUUCACUUGAGGGGGACUGUGUAGAAAUGUCUUAUGAGGAUUUUUCGGCAUGGAGAGUUCAGAACUGUGAAGUGCCACAAGCCUAUCUCUGCAAAGUAGCAAUGAUGUGAACAGCAGUGGUAAAGGAGGCCAGAGAAGACGACUCACUUAUCCAUGAGGUCGGUCUCUAUCGAGACCAUGAGAGGCCAAUCGUUCAGAUUCCCAGGUCCUAAGGCUGUGGCCCCAUGCAGCAUCUAUGGGUCAGACCGUUCUCAUGACUGGAGCGUGAUGCUAAUAAAGAUCCAUCUCCCAAACAAA
This is a messenger RNA of Anolis carolinensis (green anole), 873 nucleotides long. RefSeq names its product regenerating islet-derived protein 4. NCBI's taxonomy places the organism in Eukaryota, Metazoa, Chordata, Lepidosauria, Squamata, Anolidae. The transcript has 6 exons. The record is from RefSeq and is a predicted model, not a curated record. Gene Ontology annotation, molecular function: signaling receptor activity. The coding region runs from base 183 to 686 and encodes 167 amino acids.